AAUUGUCUCAUCCAUUAUUUCUUUUCAUUGUGUUUCUAGGUUAGACAAGAAAAAGGGCGUAAACAUAGGCAACACCUAUAUCAACAGAAAGCAAGCCAGAGUGUUUAUUAGACACAUAGCUGCAGUAGAGAGGGUGACCCUACAGUCCAAUGUGGCAGAGGCCAAAUUUCUGUCAGUCUUGUCAGAUGGGUCAACAGACUUGGCUGUCCUGGAGCAGGAGAUUGUGUAUACACAGUUCUGUAAUGGAGCAAAGGUGGAGGUCCACUUUGCUGGCAUCCAGGAUGUGGAGAAGGCGGAUGGAGAGGGUAUAGGCCAAGCCAUAGAUGCUAUGAUGCAGAGGGUCAGUGAGGAGUGGCAGACAAAGUUGGUGGCCUGUUGUACUGAUGGAGCCUCUGUAAUGACAGGGGCACACAAGGGAGUUGUAGCCAGGUUGAGGGAGACCAAUAAACAUGUCCUUGGGAUGCACUGUAUGGCCCAUCGUCUAGAGCUAGCUUUCAAGGACGCAGUCCAGAAGUGUGCUUUGGCCAGACAACUUGAAGAUAAUUUGUCAGGCCUCAAUAAAUUUUAUUGUAAAAGUGCACAAAAUAGGGCCAACCUUAAGCGCUGCUUCUCAAUGAUGGGCCAGACACCCCUCAUACCCACCAGGGUUGGUGGCACCAGGUGGGUUUCCCACCUCCUCAGGGCUGUGGAUCAGUACCUUAGAGGCUACAAUGGAGUAACAAGUCACCUAGAGGAGGUUAAGUUAUCCAAUGUGGGAGGUGUAAAAGCAACACAACAGAACAAAACGUGUGGCUACUUAAAAACCUGGUGGGACCCAGUAGCUCUCAUGUUCUGCAACUUCAUGCAUGAUUGCCUGACUCAACUCAGUAGCCUCUCCAAGACAGUUCAAACAUCAGAUGUCACAGUAGCUGACGUCCACAACUGCCUGGCCACCACCCAGACUAUACUCACAAAAUAUAAAACCAGGUCUGGCCCCAAGGUGAAGGCUCACGUGGACCAGCACGAGAGUGAUGACAACACUGUAAACCGUGUCAUGAGGGCAAAGUCAUUGCUACUGGACAAGCUCUGCCAGACUCUCCAAACAAGAUUUUCUGAUAUGAGCAUGAGCAUCCUCCAGGCUACUAAGUUGGUUAAUCUAAAGAGUUGGCCCGAUGCAGAGAAUUCUGAAGAAUUUGGUGAAUCUGAAGUGGAGGUAUUGAUGCGUCACUUCCAAGAUGUCCUCACAUCCUCCGGGAUUGCCGUUGACCAUAUCCCUGACCAGUGGACUGUGCUGAAGACACACCUCUAUGAGACAGGAGAGUUUUGGCACAAGACCUGGCCAGAGAUCAACAGAACUUUGAAACACUGGUGUCCUGACAUGCUGAGCUUGAUUGAUCUCAUUCUCACUCUACCAGCAUCGACAGCAGACUGUGAAAGAGGGUUCAGUAAGAUGAAGCUGGCCAAGACUGACUGGAGGUCCCGACUUACAACAUCUAGUCUCUGCGACCUACUGGUCGUCCAGCUCUCAAGCCCAUACAUAGAUGACUUUGACCCCAACCCUGCUGUCCAACUGUGGCAUCAGGCCAGUACCCGCAGUCGACAACCAGACUUCAUGGAGGGGAGGAGGAGCCCUCAAGAUUGUUCCUCCUCUGAUUCCUCAGAAUCUGAUUCUGAUGAGGAUUGACUGUCUAUGUCUAUAGUUUGGUUUUGUUAUGGUUUGUUUUUGUUACUGUCACCUUUAAUUUAGUCA
Messenger RNA from Neoarius graeffei (lesser salmon catfish), 1729 nucleotides. Its product is annotated as zinc finger protein 862-like. Lineage: Eukaryota; Metazoa; Chordata; Actinopteri; Siluriformes; Ariidae. The transcript is spliced from 4 exons. Gene Ontology annotation, molecular function: protein dimerization activity. The coding region runs from base 329 to 1663 and encodes 444 amino acids. The record is from RefSeq and is a predicted model, not a curated record.